Macadamia integrifolia is the source of this 3400-nucleotide messenger RNA. RefSeq names its product protein ENHANCED DISEASE RESISTANCE 4-like. The transcript is spliced from 3 exons. Gene Ontology annotation, biological process: regulation of defense response to fungus. NCBI's taxonomy places the organism in Eukaryota, Viridiplantae, Streptophyta, Magnoliopsida, Proteales, Proteaceae. The coding region runs from base 272 to 3163 and encodes 963 amino acids. The record is from RefSeq and is a predicted model, not a curated record.
GCAAGCGUCCGGAACACGAGAGAGAGAGAGAGCUUUUGGGGAAGGAAAAGAAUCUGUGAAGCUGUCUUCUAGGAUUGUUCUUUCUCUGUUUCUUCAGAGGCUCUUGGUUUUGUUGUAAGAGAGUUCAUCUUUUGUACUUACUUCCAUCUUAUUCUACUUCUCUGUAUUUCAUUUUCACUUUUUUUAUGGAUCAUAUUGAAUAUAUAUUUCCAGGACCAGGAAAAUUUGAUCAGAAUUUUGAAGUGUUUGCCAUCUGAUAUCUUUGAGGAAAAUGACCAGUAUAGCAACUGCUGAAGUCCGAUUUGUUCGAUGUCCCAAAUGUGGAAAGGUUCUCGUUGAACCCAAACAUCCACUGUAUACGUGUGGUGGAUGUGGUGUCAUCCUUAAAGCCAAAAAUCGUAAAAAUGGAAGAAGUGUAAGCUCUGGAUCACUUGAAAAAAGUUCUCAAAAGAACCAAUUGGAACAUGAUGCUGGAUUUGCAAAAUUAACCAGCUCAGGACAAACGGAGAACCACUGUGACAUAAAAGAGUGUUCAUCGAAUCUGAAUACGAAAGAGCAAGCUGAAUCUGCAGAUUGCAGCAUUGAGCCAUCUGGAAAUAGGAACUUAAAUGGAGUUUCUUUGGGUGAAUCCGAAUGUUUGUCAGAUCUGAAUGUGAUAAAGCAAUUGGAGGAUCAAUUGGAGCAUGAUUCUGAAGACGUAAAAUCAACCGGUUCAGUUCCAAUAGAAAACUACUCUGACAACAAAGAAUGUUCAUCAGAUUUGAGUGUAAAAGACCAAAUUGAAUCUACAGAUUGUUUUAUUGAGCCAUCUGAGCCAUCUGAAAGUAGCAACUUCUUAAAUGGAGUUUCUUCAGGUGAUUCAGAUUUAUCUUCAGAUCUGAAUGUGACUGACCAAGUUGAAGUUUCUUCAGGUGAUUCAGAAUGUUCAUCAAAUCUGAAUGCAAAGGAGAAAAUGGAAUCCACAGAUUGUUGUAUUGAGCCAUCUGAAAAUAAGAACUUCUUAAAUGGAGUUUCUUCAGGUGAUUCUGAAUGUUCAUCAGAUCCGAGUAUGAAGGAGAGAAUUGAAUCUACAGCUUGUAGUAUGAAGCCAUCGGGAAGUAGGAACUUCUUGAAUGGAGUUUCUGCGGGUGAUUCGUUGGGUCUUGAUGAUGGGAAAGAGCAAAUUGAAUCUGGAAAUUGUGCCAUCAAGCAAUCUGGAAGCACAAGUUUCUUAAAAGGAGUCUCUUCAGGUGAUUUUAGUUCUCAUGAAAGGGAAGAAAAUUCAUCAGAAGCUGGAAGGAAUACACAAACAGAUGAACAUGAUGCAAGCCAAAGUCCCGACAGCGAACUGUCUUCUGGGGGAAAUAGCUCAUCCAUUGCAUCUCAGAGACAAUCUGAUGAGAGCAAUCCCACGAAAAUGAAUUUAGCAGCUUUGAAGAAACAGUUGCAGCAAUCUCAGGAGACUUCUCACCAUGAAUCUGACAAUACAAGAUCAGUAGAGACAGUUGAGGCUUCAAGAACUGCAGAAAACGGCAAAAUUUCAGAGGGUCUCAGUGGUACACCUGAUGGUAUUUCAAAGUAUCCAACAGCCAGAAGCUGUCAUGCUUAUGAUGGUAGUGUUUCCUCUUAUGAUGAAAGGGAUGACCAGGUCCCUGAGCAACCUUCACACCUACCUAAAAGAUCUUGGUUCAAACGCCAAGUGGAAGCAGAGUUUCCUCCUAACAAGGAGAGGCCAAGAAGGGAGGAUGGGUUGAAGAAUAAGAUUGGUAACAAUCCAGAAGUGCGGCAUCAAGGGAGAAAGUUAUUGUCAAUAUCAUCAGGUGAGAAGCAUGGUCUGAAGUGGGAAGGAUCCAAAAUCCAAGCACAGGGGCAAUUGGGUUCACCCGACUCUGAUGGUCUCCAUCCAAGAAAGAAUUGGAUGAGAACAGAAAGAGAUGGUUUUUGGUCUAGGGAGUCCUUCCAAAGGGGUUUCCCCAGUGACUAUGAGAAUGGCAGGCCUUCAAACUAUAGGCAUGAAGAGUUUCCACGCAGAACAAGCUCAUGUUCUUCUAGCAAAGCUGACUACUUUGAACAAAUGGAACUAUUAAGAAAGUUGGAUGAAUUGAGAGAUCAACUUCGUAGAUCAUACACUCAGAGAGGAAUGGCAAAUGGAAGGUUUCCUCCCAGAAGCACCCAGCAGGUGAAGCAGCAACCACUGUGUCAUAGUUAUGAACAACUUGACUCCAAAGUUCCAUACAGUCAUGAUGCAAACUAUCAUAGGCAUCCUCAUGCACCAUAUGGGCCAAGAAAAAACAGGUGCCAAAAAUGUGAAUCUUCACAAGUGCAUUUCUCAGGACAGGGUACAAAUUGUAGGAACCAUGUUGGUUAUUCCUGCUAUCAUUGUUGCCCAAAAGAUUGGCAAUGCCGGACCCGGUUGCCACCCUCUGGCACUAGCUAUAACAAUAUGGGCCGUUCUGCUCACAGGUGCUGCGAACCUUAUGGUUCCAGUUCUGCUACUCAGCCGAAGAAUACCAACUCAUGUUUCUCACAACAAGGAUGCCGGAUGCACUACCAGGACAAGGGGUUUAUGGACCAUGAUUUGCAGAAAAAGUACUAUCGAGAUAGACGUCAUCCCAUUAAGAAAUAUUGCCAACCCAUUGCUGGUGGAGCUCCUUUUGUUAUCUGCUAUAUGUGCUCUACACUGUUGCAGCUACCCAAAGAUUUUCUAUCACAGAAAAGGAUAUAUCAGCUACAAUGCAGUGCCUGUUCACAGGUACUUAAAUUUUCACUUCAAAACAGAACUCAUAUCAUCCCUGAGGUUGAUAACAGUAGUGAUGCCAUCACUGGGAGGAACUUGGUAUCUAUAUCUCAUGCCAAUGACUGUCCACAAGGGGAGCCAGUUUCCUAUUCUGACAAUUGUGAAACCUCAAGGUCCAAGAGUAGUUCUACUGAGGGUGGUGUUCUUCCAUUUCCAAUCCUUCAAGGUAAUGAGGAGGUGCCUGAAGACAGCCAUUCAGAAGAAAAAGUACAGGGGAAGAACAAGUCAGUCUUCAAACAAUCUGGAAGCCAUUAUAAGACUUACAGUGAAGUAUCUGAAUCAACCGUUGCAUCCUUGGAAGGGAAAGUGGCGCCACGAGUAUCUAGUUCACCACUUCAUCAGCUUUUGGGUUACUCUUCCCCUAGUGAACUGAUUAAUGGACAUUGAGAGUUAGCUACUGAACUUGGAGGCUUCUCAAAUUUGCAAAUUGUCCAACUGCCCCCUUGAUUUAUCUGAGAUCCAAUUAUAACUCAAUUUCCUUGUAUAGAGUGGUGGAAUGAAUACUGUUUCUAUUGAUUGUUAGCAUCUGGUGUGUUUUUUUGUUAUAAAUUUACUGUAAAUCAUCCUUUGUAAAUUUCUCAACAGCAAUAGGAUUUGACUAUUUCCCUCUUUAUAAAAGAGGAA